Molecule: messenger RNA, 640 nt
Organism: Eucalyptus grandis
Lineage: Eukaryota; Viridiplantae; Streptophyta; Magnoliopsida; Myrtales; Myrtaceae
Exons: 2
Coding region: 38-505 (155 amino acids)
Source: RefSeq, a predicted model, not a curated record
UUGAUCUAGAGAUCGAUCGUGAUUCACAGUUCGCAUCAUGCAGUCUAGCGAACAGAGUUCUCGGAAUGAUGUAACCUCACAUCAAGGAGUGAUCAAGAUCUGGCAGUAUCUAGUCAUUGCUGAAAUGCUUCUUAGCGUCGUGGAUAACUUAAAUAAUCAAGAACAAGGUAACGCGGCUUGUGUACUCCGACCAACCGGGGCUUAUUUCCUUUUACUCGCCACGACACAGCUGAGGGCGAUUCGACAUGGCACGGCAUUUCGCGUCUUGUGCUCCCGCGAGCCCGACCUCUUCGGUCCAGGCUCCCUUGUCGGCCUAGGCAGAGCGGACCGUCCUAUCCACGUCGCUCGACCCCUACUUCGGAGGGCGAGGUGGUCUUUGAUUUUCGCCCCAGAACUCAAAGAUGGUUCAAGUGCUGCUUCCAUUUUGGAGGGUUGUUCGGGGCAUAAGACUCCUGUUAAAGUGAGAAUUGCACCGACGCAAAGAGACACCACCUCGCCAAUAUAAGCCUUCAGAGUUUUCAAGAUCCUCCUAGAGGGAAAUCGUUCAAAAGCUAACGCGGUCAAUUUAGUCUUAAGCUUCCUAAUUGACAAGUUUAAUUUUUAACAUUUUGAUGAUUUGCCAAUAUAGUUCUUUCGACCA